AUAAUCUGAUGACGUAGAAUGACUCACCAAGAAUUCACAGGCGGCUUUCGUUUCCUUGAUUAGUUGUUCCGAAAACGUUACUUACUUCAGAAGUUAAACAUAUAAUAAUUUUAUCAGGAGAUUAUUUAGAAAUCUUAUGAUUAUUUAGUAUUUAUUAAAUUAUCUUCCUACAUCUGACAAAACUGAUAAAAUGACACAUCAUUGGGAGAAAAAUAAACGGCCGGGCGUCGAUGACAUGGUCCUGUUGAAAUCAUUUGAAGAUAAUGAAAUAAAAAAGAACUUGCGAGAGAGAUUCAUGCAAGAUUGUAUUUACACCUAUAUUGGACCAGUACUAAUUUCUGUUAACCCAUUUAAACAAUUAAAUAUCUAUACCGACAAAGAACUGGAGAUUUAUAGAGAUGCUGCUCCCUAUGAAAAUGCUCCGCAUGUUUACGCCCUUACUGAUGAUAUGUAUCGAAAUAUGCUAAUUGACAAUGAUAGUCACUGUGUAAUUAUUAGCGGAGAAUCAGGAGCAGGAAAAACUGUUGCUGCAAAAUUUAUUAUGAGCUAUAUAACAAAAGUAUCUGGUGGAAGUUCAACUGUGGAACGUCUAAAAGAGAUUAUCCUGAAAUCAAAUCCGUUAUUAGAAGCUUUUGGAAACGCUAAAACACUUAGGAACAAUAAUUCUAGUCGUUUUGGUAAAUAUGUUGAAAUACAAUUUAAUAGAGGAGGCGAGCCAAUUGGAGGUAGUAUUAGAAAUUUUCUCUUAGAAAAGUCUAGGGUUUUAGGAUUGAAUGUUGGAGAAAGAAAUUUCCAUAUAUUUUAUCAAAUGAUUGAGGGACUAAAAGGCAAAGGAAAUCUAGCCAAUGAUUUAUCUAUACCUGAAAAUGCUAACUACUUUUAUUAUUUAAAUCAAACUGGAGAGUUCAAAGUUGAUGGAGUAAACGAUGUAAAUGAUUUUAAAGAUACAGAGUCAGCUUUAUCCGUAACCGGAAUUUGCCAAGAAGAUCAGUACAAUAUAUUUUGUAUGAUCAGUGGUAUUUUACAUCUCGGAAAUAUUGAUUUUAUAGAUAAUAACGGCUGUCAAUUAAGAGAUAGAGCAUACUUGGACUGUCCUGCUUUCUACUUGGGAAUUAACCAAAAUGAUUUAGAACAAAAACUAUUACAUCAAAAUUUAAGAAUGGAUAAUAUUGGUAUGCAAGCCCAGAGUAUAAUGAAAAGUCAUAACGUUGAACAAGCUAAAUAUGCAAGAGAUGCACUGGCGAAAGCUAUUUAUGCCCGUCUAUUCGAUUACCUAGUUCAACAAAUUAACAUUGCAAUGCAAAAUCCAGAUAAGGAUACCAUUAAUAUAGGAAUUUUAGAUAUUUACGGUUUUGAAAUAUUUGAACGGAAUGGUUUUGAACAAUUCUGCAUUAAUUUUGUAAACGAAAAACUGCAACAGAUUUUUAUUGAAUUAACACUCAGAAAUGAACAAGAAGAGUACAGGAAAGAAGGAGUUAAAUGGCGUGAUAUUGAAUUUCUUGAUAAUAAAAGUAUUUGUGAGCUGUUUGAAGGUGAUGGAAGAGGUAAAGUUGGGAUGUUUAGUGCAUUAGAUGACGUUUGUAAGACUCUGCACGCUGUUACCGCUGAUUCGGAUUCGAAAUUCCUUGGUAAAAUGAGGGAAUUACAAUUUGAAAGUUCACGGCACUGCCAAAUAUCUAGUAAUAAUUUCAUUAUUUCUCAUUAUGCUGGAAAAGUCAACUACACAGUGGAGGGUUUUUGUGAGAGAAAUAGAGAUGUACUUAAUGUAGACCUUAUACAGUUAAUGCAAUCUAGCAAUGUUGACCUCAUUAGAAGACUCUUCCCAGAAGAUGUCUCCCAACACACGAAACGACCAACAACUGCUGGAAAAAAGAUUAGAACGCAGGCUAAUAAUUUGGUUGAUGCUCUUAUGAAGUGUACCCCACACUAUAUACGUUGCAUCAAACCGAACGAAUCCAAAAGAGCGAGAGAUUUCGAAGAUGAUCGAGUAAUCCAUCAAAUUAAAUAUCUUGGCUUAUCCGAAAAUAUUAGGGUAAGACGAGCUGGCUUCUCUUAUCGUAGAGAAUAUGAAAAAUUUGUUCAACGAUAUGCUAUUCUCCAUCAAGGAGUUUGGGUAAGAUGGAGAAGGGCAGGAGGGGGCCAAAUGGAGGCAAGACGAGAUACUGAAAUACUGCUAAAAGACUCACAGGUUGACCCCAACGAAUACGAAAUGGGAAGAACGAAAAUAUUUAUAAGACGACCAGAUUCGUUGUUUCUUUUAGAAGAGCAACGUGCAAGAAAAUACGACGAAUACGCAAGAAAGAUUCAAAAAUGGUUUAGAAAAUAUAUUGGAGUUCGCUAUUACGUUAAAUUAAGAAAAGAAGCUGCAGAUGUUCUGAAAGGAAGAAAAGAAAGGAGAAGAGCUAGCUUGAAUAGAAAAUUCUUAGGUGACUAUAUAGACGUAGAUAAAAAACCCGCUAUAUUAACUUUCUUUGAGAAACGAAGGGAAAAAAUCGGAGAGAAGGUUCUCUUUGCCUUAACUGUUAACAAAUUUGAUCGCAGAUUCAAGUCGGUAAAGAGAGACUUGAUAUUAACUGAUAAAAAUUUAUAUCUCAUUGGAAGAGAAAAAGUAAAGAAAGGUCCUAAAAAAGGACAAAUCUGUGAAGUAGUAAAGAGAAAAAUCCCCAUUCAGGAAAUUGAAGCAAUAUCCUGCAGUUGUAGACAGGAUGACUUUUUUGCUCUGCAUAUUAAAAAUGAAUAUGGUUCUCUUUUGGAAUGCACAUUAAAAACAGAGUUUUUUACUGUUUUAAGUAAACAAUUAAAAGAAAAAUAUGGAAUGCCUUUAAAUUUAAAUAUCAAUAAUAGUUAUUCAUUUGCUGUAAAGAAAGAAGGUUUUAGAGGUGGUGGUUCACGAAAUGUCAAUGUCAGCAGAGACACUGGUGAUCGGCAGCUAGUUCAUAUGAGACGAUACGAAAAUGUUGCUAAUGUAUCUUCAGUAUUGAAAACAUCGAUGAAAACUUUGACUAUUCUUGUUCCUGAUGGCUUACCUCCCGGAACUCAACCAUCAUCGACGCUCGAAAGAGCUGCUGGAAAUGGACAUCGACACAGCAAGCCAGCUAUACAAAGCUUCCGUCCUACUGCUCCAACUGGAAUGGCCUUACAAAGUAACAUAGUUCCAAAAAGAAGCUCUGGAAAGGCUGCUCCAUUCUUCCCAAGAGAAGGUGCUGAAGUUUAUGCCUCACAGGCGAAAACAAGAGUAGGACAAAUGGAUCAAAGUUUCUUACAACGUCUUCCCGAUAGGGGCGAUAUAACUGUUAAGCUACCUAACCCAAAUAAGAAUAGGGCACUGCCAAAACCACCUAUUGGACCAAAACCUGUAACAAGACAACCUCCACCAGCUAAAAUUGCUGAAGCAUUAUACAGUUACACUAGUACAGAUGUCGACGAAAUGUCAUUUAAUGAAGGAGAUCGAAUUGAAAUAAUAAGCACCGAUGGAGAUUGGUGGAAAGGUAAAUCUAAGGAUGGAAAAAUGAAAUUAAUACCAAAAGAAUCAUCAUCGACUGUUGAAGCUAAGAUACGCAAAUAUGACGAGAAAAGAAAUGUAAUCGAAAGUAAAUAUAAUUUAUCUAAAUAUCGAAGGCGAUCCCUAGUACUUGCCGAACGUAAAAGACGCAUAAGAAAAUUAUCCGAUGACGUUCGGUAUCAUAUUAUAAAUCAAUUGCAACUGGCGAUUGUGAAACAACAUAAUUAUGAAAAUAUUGAUUUAACGGCAUUCAAAUGGUUCUUGUUGAUGAAUUUCGGGUAUACUCAUUCGUUAGUUAUCGAACGUUUAUACAGAGCUGUUGAAAAUUUGGGAGAUGGUAUUGUAAAUAUUAAAUCUUGCUUGGAGUUAUUUACAAUCCUUUUAAAUGGCGGCUUGGAAGGUAAAAGCCGUUUGGCCUUUUACGUAUAUGAUAUAUCUGGGAAAGGAUACAUUCGUCGUCAAGAUAUUUUUUAUUUCGUUAAGGGAUCAUUAUCAUGGGAUAUAAAUGAAGUUCGUUCGGGUGGGGAAAAGGAAUUAUCUCUAAUCGCUCUCCGAUUACUUGAUAAGGAUAAUGAUGGAUUAGUUAGCUGGCGGGAUUUCAUUCAGUCAGUGGAAGAUAAUCCCUUAGUACUAAAUCUCCUAGCACCAAUACUUCCGUCCGAUUUUGAAAUAUCAGUGUUUUAUUAUCGUUCCCAAAAUAACUAUAAAAAUAAGAAAUAUUUGAAAAGGCAAGAUUCACUUGUUCUAAACCAAGAAUUACGCAAGAACUAUCUGCAAUAA
This is a messenger RNA of Dimorphilus gyrociliatus, 4282 nucleotides long. The record is from the annotation of a GenBank genome assembly. Lineage: Eukaryota; Metazoa; Annelida; Polychaeta; Dinophilidae.